CAUAACAUUUCUUUGUAAACAUUGAAACGGAGUUAACGUUUAUACAUAGCUGUUAUGGAUAUGAAUAGACCCUAAAAGAAAAAAAAUGGCAACAUAUAAGCAUGAUCCAAAAACUGAAGAUGUAUUAGAUUCAAGUGAAGAUGAGGAGGACAAUUCCAGUAGGUUUGCUUCAGUGGACAUAUGUCUUCAGUGCGUUCAAAUGAAACUAGCAGACCGUCAAUUUCAAGUUUCUUCACUGUCAAUGGUUCUAAUGAUAAAGAAAGCAAUGUUUACAGUGAAAUAGAAGAUGCUGAUGCUAUUGAUAAAACAGAUCAUCAGCCUUUCAUUGGUCACGUAAAUAGAACGGAGGUGGAUAUAAUUAAAGAGAAAAAAUGAAAAACUAUUUCUGCAGAACCUGCAGAUACGGACGUCAAUAUAUGUGUUAUGUUUGUCUUGAAGGUCACGACGAUUGGAUUGAUGGCCAUGAUGUUGUCAUAUUAUCGGUGGAUAUUGAAGGAAAUUUGGGCCAACAGCCCGAAGAGUUAGAUAAAUUAGGAAUGAGCAAAGAAGCAAAGUUCAACAAUCAUAGGACGUCAAAAUUCUCUCGACAACCUUUAAAUGUUGACAGUGAUGAACAUGAUGAUGAGAACGAAGGACAGAAUACUGAAAAUGCAAUGCCUCCCUAUAAAGAGGGUCAAGCUAUCAGCAAGAGAUUUUACAAGGACGAGUUAUAUCCAAGCAUAGCACACGAGCUCAGAACAAAGCAGCGUUGUAGAACUGACGGUCAUCUUCAAAAGUACGGAAUGUACUCGAUACGAACGAGUUCUGAUACAAAGACAUGUGCUAUUACAGGGAUAGUUCAGCUUAAGAAUGAAAAGAUGUUACUAGCUGACUCUGAAAACUGUAAUCUUAAAAUUCUGAAUGAAGAAACUUUUAAGAUUAUUGUUUCUCGUGAACUACCUAGUAAUCCAUACUUAAUGUCCUUCGCUAAAGAAAACAAGGUUAUCAUCGCAUGUAUAAACUCCGAGUUUUACUUAGUCGAUUUCGCGGACGACAAAGACAUUCAGAAAUUGUUUGAAAUCAAACAUUUGUUUAAAUGUAUUGCUUUUGCUAGAGAUGAAGUAUGGGGAUGCACUUCUGACACAAUUGAGGUAUAUAGCCUUACAGGCGCAGAAAUCUCAAAGUUUAAACCAACAGGUGUUACCAAUAUUGAGGACAUGUGUGUAAGCAAAGAAGGAGACAUUAUUUACUGUGCUGACGAGAAGAAAGGUAUAGUUGCUAUUAACAAACAUGGAACUGUUGUAGAUAUCAUAUCGGAAAAUUUAUGUAAACCUCAUCGAGUGUGUCUUAGUCCAGAAGGCUACAUUUUUGUGACCGAGAAAAAUACUGACAGAGUAAUGAAAGUGGAUAUACAGCGAAAGGAUGCGAUACAAAUUGGACGAGAAGAUGUGUAUACAAACAACAGCCCUAUUUCUUUGUGUCAUGAGAAGACAAACAAUAGACUUAUAGUUGCUUUGUGGCAAAGUGACAAAAUUCAUGUUUAUACUUGCCCAUGAUAUAUUUGAAGGAUUGACAGUAUAGACAAUAUCUAAAGAUAUAAAUAUAUUUAAAUAUAAUAACAAAAGCUAACACUUCCUUGUUUAUUUCUAUAUGUUUAAAAGUAUUUGAGGCGAAAGAAGUAUUUUAGAUAAUCCAAGAUUGGAAACUUAAUGUAUAUUUAACAUUGAUUGUUUAAUAUAUAAUUCACUUGCUUUUUGUGACUUCACAUUAUAAGAGUUUGAGAAAAAAAUAUUUGUAAAAUGUAAAAUGUCGAUUAAUAUGUAAUAUGCAGUACAAAAUUCUUUUAAGCUCCUUCUCGAUGUUUUUAGUUCAGCAAGUACUAUUUAAUCUGUUUAAAUUUAGCUAAUACAUGUAUCUGUUUUUAAAGUGUAACGAAUUAACGAGUCAACAAAGACUACUUUGGAAUGUAUUCAGACUUUAUUGAGGUUCAAUGUGUUAUCAAACUACCAUUCUGUUAAUCAUGUGUCUGUUUAACAUUUCGUAAAGUAGAUAUAAUAGUCAUUGUAACCUUAUGUAUAAUUGAUAAAGUUUAUCAUAUUUGUUUGC
Molecule: messenger RNA, 2085 nt
Organism: Ruditapes philippinarum (Manila clam)
Lineage: Eukaryota; Metazoa; Mollusca; Bivalvia; Venerida; Veneridae
Exons: 2
Coding region: 372-1535 (387 amino acids)
Source: RefSeq, a predicted model, not a curated record